Messenger RNA from Colias croceus (clouded yellow), 2667 nucleotides. RefSeq names its product neurogenic locus protein delta (gene Delta). Lineage: Eukaryota; Metazoa; Arthropoda; Insecta; Lepidoptera; Pieridae. Gene Ontology annotation, cellular component: membrane. The record is from RefSeq and is a predicted model, not a curated record. Gene Ontology annotation, biological process: Notch signaling pathway; cell communication; multicellular organism development. Gene Ontology annotation, molecular function: calcium ion binding. The transcript is spliced from 7 exons. The coding region runs from base 244 to 2436 and encodes 730 amino acids.
UCACGCACCGUCGCGACUACACGUUAUUACGGCUGCUCGACGCCGGUGCACGCGCGUGUUUUGAAUAGUGCACGAUACUCCGACCGGUUCCCGUAGUCGAUGAGCGCGACCAGUGACACCUCUAGUGCUUUGUGACUUAGUGAAACUCAGUGCUCAUGUGCGAGUGAUGGAUUACUCUGCCGUCGUUUGUUGACGGACCCAGGAUCCCGUAUAUGCCCAGGCGCCGGUAGAGGACGCGCCAAUAUGCGCGCCCCCACGGUGCUCUUCGCCCUGCUAGGGUUUCUACCCCAGGUGCUGUCAUCUGGUUCCUUCGAACUUAGGAUAAAAAGUUUUACGAACUCAUUGGGUAGGUUAAGUAGUGGCCAGUGCUGUGAUGGUUCCUCAAAUAGUGACGCGCCUUGUUUGGCGCCGUGCAGGACUAAAUUUCGCGUGUGUCUCAAGAUUUAUCAAGCAAGUAUCGAUACAACAUCACCGUGUACGUUCGGUGACAUAACAACACCCGUCUUGGGUGGAAACUCAUUGGAUGUGCCCAACCUCAACGUGCAAGGAUUCACCAACCCCAUUGUCUUUCCCUUCGACUUCACGUGGCCGGGCACCUUCUCGCUCAUAGUGGAAGCGUGGCACGACACGAACGAGACGUCAAGAUCUGAUGACACACUCAUCGCGCGGAUGACGAAGCAGAGCAUAGCUGACGUGGGAGGGCCUUGGAUUGAGGAGGAGCAGCGAUGGGGUGGUGUCGGCGGCGCGCACUUGAGGCUUUCGUACCGCGUGACGUGCGCGGCGCACUACUACGGUCCCGGCUGUGAGGUGCUCUGCCGGCCCCGGGACGACGGCUUCGGCCAUUACACCUGCUCGUCGACUGGCGAGAUCGUCUGCAAGCACGGCUGGACGGGAGACUACUGCUCCAAACCGAGAUGCCUGCCCGGCUGCGACGCGGAGCACGGCCACUGCCUCAAGCCCGACGAAUGCAUUUGUCAUUCGGGCUGGGUGGGCGAGUUCUGUGACCAGUGCGAGCGGCAUCCCGGCUGCGUGCACGGGACGUGCUCUAAGCCUUGGGACUGCAUCUGUGAGGAAGGCUGGGGCGGGCUCUUUUGCAAUCAAGACCUCAAUUACUGCACGAACCACCACCCCUGCAGGAACGGUGGGACGUGCCACAACACCGGGCAAGGCAGCUACACCUGCGUCUGUCCGCCUGAGUACACCGGCCCAGAUUGCGAGAAGUCCUUACAUUCCUGCGCGGUGCGAUCUUGCCUGAACGGUGGAGCCUGCGUGCCCGAUGAAGGCGGGGAACUGUCCUGCGCCUGCCCAUCCGGUUACGAAGGAGCGAGAUGUGAAACUCGAAGACUGACUUGCGCCGACCAACCUUGCCGAAACGGUGGCACGUGCGAACUGCGACCUUCCGGAUACGUGUGUCAAUGCCCUGCGGGCUACACCGGCCUAGAUUGUGGAGUAGAAGCUGAUCCUUGCGCUGCUAAUCCUUGUCGAAACGGAGCAACUUGCACGAGAGCGGGAGACGGUUUUCGGUGCGCUUGUAAACCUGGAUACAGAGGCAACAGAUGCGAAAUCGAUAUUGACGACUGCACGGGCAUAGUUUGCGAACACGGAGGGACCUGCGUUGAUUUGGUGAACGGACAGAGGUGUCAGUGCGCUCCCGGUUUUCUCGGCCCCAGAUGCGAAACUAGAGUGGAUUUCUGUCUCGCGAAACCGUGCGCGAACGGCGGCGAAUGUCAAGUCCUCGACAACGACUAUGAAUGCCGAUGCCGGCCUGGGUUCGCGGGAAAAGAUUGCAGCAUAGACAUCGACGAGUGCGCUUCCUCCCCUUGUCGAAACGGUGGCACCUGUCGAGACAGAGUCGACGGCUACCACUGCAACUGCCCUCCCGGCUGGGGCGGGAAAUCGUGCACCGUUUCCUUAGCGGACUUCGCGGCGAAACCGGCCGGCGGACACUUGAGAAGAGUAGGAGACGAAACAUUAGAAGGGGAAACGCUUUCGGGCAGCCACGUGGCGUUAAUAGCUGCGCUGUCUGCCGCCGUGCCGGCCAUCGCAUUAGCCGCGGCGAUCGCGGUCGCGUGCAUCAGGAGGCGGAGAAAACGCGCACAAAACGCAGCCGACGCUGAAGCGCGGGCCCAGAACGCGGCCAACGCCGGCGGCGGCGGCAGAGUUAUCAGAAACACGUGGGGCAAGUGCGAGGGGCCGGUGCCCGAGUGCCAGAACGCGCACAACGCCGCCGCGGAGGAGUGCAAGAGAAAAACGCUCAACACGGAGAGCGCGGCGCGCCUGCUGGCCGCGCUCGACCCGCGGCUGUCGCGGCUCUCCGCAGACUCCGCGUAUUGCGCUAAUAGCGAUACGUCGCUAGUGAAGCGAGCGCUAGAAGGCGGGGGGGUGUACGUGUUAGACGACCACUGCCUGCCGCCGACGUUCGCGACGCAAGUGUAGUGCUAACUUACAAUCGAUGGACAUUAACUUAUUUAUUCAAAUCGGACGCUCGUGCGAUCAAGGCUGUGCGCCGCGUGUACAUAUAGCGUUAAAUGUAAAAUGACCCCUGUAUAAACGGCUAGUUUUAAGUGUUCGGAUGUAUUUAUUUGAAUGCGAUCUACCCGCUCUGUAAAUAGUAACGGCGGAGUGGUCGCGUUUGUUUUCCCGCCCCGGUCGGCGAGCGUGCCCCGC